AUGUCGACAUGUAAAUUGGCAGUUAGAGCUGCUGGGCUUCAUGUUUGCGGCACUGGUUUAAUCAGAUCGCUUGGGCAGACGUUGGAACGACGCUCCCGAGCUUUUUCUGUGCACACACGCACAGGGAUGGAUUGUGGGGGCCCAGCCGGAGACCGUGUAGGACCGUCAGAGGUGGAGGUAUCGCUCAACUUUUUGCAUGUCGAAGCGGCAGCAAUCCAAGGUGCUCGGAAGAGACGUCAAUCGGAGGACACUAUUGACCUGCCCAUUCGACAGGUUGAUAGCGAGUCGGGAUUGGUGGAUACCAGGUUAAUCCCCUCUGCUUUGGGAGCUUAUAUGGGCGUAUUAGCCAAAUAUCUCGGGUAUCCACGCCUGUUUGUCUGUGUGCUCGUGCCAAUCUGUGUACCUAGUGCCGGGCUCUUGAUCCUGAGCCAGAAUGGCAGACGGGCAGUCAUGUCGUCGAGUAGAGGCGAUACAGACGACGAGCUGGGCAAUGCUUGCAGUCGUUAG
This is a messenger RNA of Protopolystoma xenopodis, 507 nucleotides long. NCBI's taxonomy places the organism in Eukaryota, Metazoa, Platyhelminthes, Monogenea, Polystomatidea, Polystomatidae. The record is from the annotation of a GenBank genome assembly.